Molecule: messenger RNA, 1777 nt
Organism: Zeugodacus cucurbitae (melon fly)
Lineage: Eukaryota; Metazoa; Arthropoda; Insecta; Diptera; Tephritidae
Exons: 6
Coding region: 116-1738 (540 amino acids)
Source: RefSeq, a predicted model, not a curated record
GACAAUUGUCAGUCGUCACUUUGUACAAUUUUAUAAUUUUUUUUUAUAAAAGCUAAAGAUUCAGGCAAAAGAGAGCUAACUUCGCCAAUUUAGGAGCUUUAAAAUUAUUCGAAGCAUGUGUGAAGCUGUAUUGGAAAGGGCACGUCAACAAAAGGAGGGAGCCAAACGGUUAUAUCAAUUAUUUAAAUUUGAAAAUAUGACCGUUACAUCACCACCGGCACUAAAAGUUUACUUUUGGGAAUAUUUCGAUAUUGAUAAACUCAAUCUGGAAAUUCAUAAGGAUAAAAGCAAAUUUCAACAUGAUAUUGCAAUGCCAAUGCGUCAAAUCAAUACUCGACCACUGAAAAUUAUUCUAUGGUUGCGAAAUUUGUCCGAGAAAAAUCUCGAUAUACGUUUAAAGCGUAUACAAAAAUGCGACUGCGUGCCUCUGGAAACUCGUGUUGGUUUCAAUCAGUUCCGACAACUCUUCCACUGUCCACAUAGACGUCUAAUCCACAUUCUGCAAGAAGCAAUACAUAUGAAACCACAAGAUUUAGUAGCGUUGCGAAUCGUGUUUUAUUAUUUUUUAUUCGGCGAACACACGCUAACAUACGAAUUUAAUUUCUCCGAUUCACGUGUAAUUACUUUGAAUUUUAAAGUUAACGUAAUCGGCUUCGAUCCGAAUGCUUGCAUUAUCACUAAGGAACUUAUACCAACCGAUUUAAGAGAACAUCGUCGUUUCGUACAACCGAUUUGGGUGCAGAAUAUAACGAGUCAACAUUUGAAUUUUGUCUUUUCCACCCGAGAACGAGGCCUAAAGUUAAUGAAUCCAAAUUUAACAGUACCACGCUUAAGUGUGUGGCCGUUGAUGGUAGAGUACAGACCAAGCGAUUUCGAAAAUCAGUUGGAUUUUAGUUUGAAUUUCGAAAAUAUACGCUCCAAGUUUCAUGUUAAAGCAGUGGGCUAUCUCGAUAAGUUUGCCGAAGACACGGAAGUGCCGGUGGAAGAUUAUGAAUGUGCUGAUUUCCCUUACGUUAUUUAUCCGAAUAAAAUAGAAUUUGAUAUACAACGUUCUGAACAAAGAAGUCUAAUGGUGGCCAUUCAUAACUACAACCAAAAAUGUGUCGAGUUCCGUUGGCAAAACUACAUUAUCAGCGAUUUAUUCGAAGUAACCUUUGAGCCGAAUGUAUUCCGUCUUAAGGCACAUCAUUCGAAACUUUGCAUUGUCAAUAUGCGUGUAUUCGAACGUGCGCUUCACUUUAAACGCAUACCAUUAGCAUUGGAAGUACAUCGGGUGUUCGAUAAAUCAACCAAAAUUGCAAAGGAGCUAUUGGAAGAAGUGGAGUCCAUCGAUGAUCCCAAAUGGAAGGAGCCCAGCUAUAUGGUGCAUAUAUUUUUGCACCUAAAUUUAAAAGUGAAUUUUAAGCCCGAAGAACCAAUAAAUAUUUCCUGGGAACUAUUGGCGCCCAAACGUGAGCGUUCGAAAGUAUCGACUACAACAAUAUUCGAGAAACUAUAUUGGGAUUAUUUGUCCGAAUCCAAUUUUAUGCGACCGAAAAAUUCUGCUGAAAUCAAUGACGAACUCAGUUAUUCUGAAGUUCUACGCUUGAAUGCGGGUCCAUUGCCACUAAUCAAAACCUUGGACAUCAAUCGCAAUAGUAUAUUGCGUAUUAUCAGUCAACUUAUUGCCGAAUCCCUGCAUGAUUUGGCAAAGAAUUGGCGUUUCAUUCCGAUUGAAUUUGCUGAAGAUCCACAAUAAAUAUUUAAUAACGCCUGCGUAAGUUACACCAAUACAAUG